Messenger RNA from Lactuca sativa (garden lettuce), 3284 nucleotides. It is a transcript of the gene SUFE2, whose product is annotated as sulfur E2. NCBI's taxonomy places the organism in Eukaryota, Viridiplantae, Streptophyta, Magnoliopsida, Asterales, Asteraceae. The record is from RefSeq and is a predicted model, not a curated record.
UAAAAUAAGAAAAGUCAAUUAGCAUAACAUAGUUUUUCUUUUCAGUUUAUUUUGAUUGAAUUAAAUUGUAGUAUUUAAAUAGCUCACUAUAUUAUUUUUUGUAUAUUAAAAUCAUUAAGUUUUUUUUUUUUAUUUUUAUUAUAUCAAUAUUGUCAAGAUCGGGAUCCCAUAUAUGAUCGUUUUUAAGUUUGCAAGUUCGGGUUCGGGAUCCUAAGAUCACACAAAAUAAAACAUAAUAUGAACUUAUAAUUUUAAAACAUAAAAAAUAUCUCAAACAUUCAGUUUCCGUUCAAAAGCUAUAAAAACAUUAAAAUAUUAGUCACAACUCAUAACACAAAUAAUAAAUGGUAAACCGGUAAAAGAAAAAAAGACAUAAAAUGGUGAAUUUUUUUUUUUUUUUUCAUUUAAAAAAAAUCAAGUGGAGGUAGGAUCUGAUCGGAUUCUGAUUCUAUGAUCCUAUCUAUGAUCUUACGAUCUUACCUACGAUUAUAUCUCAAAUAUGAUCCAUAUACAAUCUGACCCAUUUCAUACUUAGGAUCGUAUGAUCCCACGGUCAUUUUGACAACCUUAGAUUAUAUUAAUAUUUUAUAACUACAUAAAUCUAAAAAGCUAGUUACAUAACAUGUGUUGAAAUGACUUCUAGCCCAACGGUAUCAGGUGUUGUCCUCACUCCUUGAGGUUGAGGGUUCAACAUAGGUAGAUUUAAGGAGUAGUAUAUGAGUAGGUGUGGGGGUGGGGGUAGGUGUGAGUUUGUGUGUGUAUGGGUGUGUGUUUGUGGGGGUGUGGGUGGGUAUGUGUGUGUGUGGGUGCGUUGGUGGGUAUGCAUGAGUGUGUGUGUGUGUUUGUGGGUAGGUAUGUAUGUGUAUGUGUGUUUGUGGGUUCGUGUGUGUGUGCGCGGGUGUGUGUGUGUGUGUGUGUGGGUGGGUAUGUAUAUGUGUGUGUGUUUGUGGGUUGGUGUGUGUGUGUGUGUGCGGGUGGGGGUGUGUGUGGGUGGGUAUGUAUGUGUGUGUGUUUGUGGGUUGGUGUGUGUGUGUGCGGGUGGGUAUGUAUGUGUGUGUGUUUGUGGGUUGGUGUGUGUGUGUGCGGGUGGGCGUGUGUGUGUGUGGGGAUGGGUAUGUAUGUGUGUGUGUUUGUGGGUUGGUGUGUGUGUGUGGGGAUGGGUAUGUAUGUGUGUGUGUGUUUGUGGGUUGGUGUGUGUGUGGGGGUAGGUGUGUGUGGGGGUGGGGGGUGUUAAGGCGGGGGUAAGUAGAGGUGGAUGGGGUGGGAGUGGGUGUGUGUUUAUAUUUUAGAAAAAUUUUGGAAUUAGAAAAAUGUAGAAAACAAUGAUUAUCAGUUUUCCAAAAAUUUCCAACCUCUUUGUAAUUUUAGAAAACGGAAAAUUUUCAUUUUCCGUGAAAAAUUUAGAAAAAUAGACGAACUAAACGCGUUUUCAAAAUUCUCACUUUUCUUGGAAUUUUUUUUCGAAAAACGGCCUAUUUUUCCACAACUAAACGCACCCUUAGGUUGCGUUUAGUUACGGAAAAACAAUUUUCAUUUUUCGUUUUUUGUUUUCCCUUUUCGAUUUUCGUUUUUCGUUUUCAUUUUUCAUUUUCAGGUUUAGAAAAUUAGAAAACAUGUUUAGAUGUGUAUUUUUCUAUCGGUUUUCAUUUUUAGAAACAAUAGCGGUGGUAGGGUGUGGAUGGGGGCGGUGACGGUAGCGGGUCGGCGGCGGUGGUGGUGAUGACAGGCGAUGGUGGUGGCGGCGACAAUUAUGUCAGUGGUGGUGAUGGCGGCGACAGCGGUGGUGGUGGUGCUAGUGACGGGUUAGUGGUGGUGGUGGUGGUGAUGGUGAUGGUAGGUUGGUGAUUAUCGUGGUGGUGUUGGGUUGGUGGGGGUCCGAGUGUGUGUUUGUGUGUGUAUAUGUGUGUUUGUGGGGGUAGGUGUAGGUUUGUGUGUGUGGGUGUGUGUGUCUGUGAGGGUGGAGGUAGGUGUGGGUUUGUGUGUGUGUUGGUGUGUGUUUGUGGGGGUGUGGGUGGGUAUGUGUGUGAGUGUGUUUGUGUGGGUGUAGGUGCAUUGGUGGGUAUGUGUGUGUGUGUGUGUUUGUGGGGUGGGUGUGUGUCUGGGUGGAUAUGUAUGUAAGUGUGUGUGUGUGUGUGUGUUUGUGGGUGUGUGUGUGGGGGUGGGUAUGUAUGUGUGUGUGUGGGUUGGUGUGUGUGUGUGUGUGUUUGUGGGUUGGUGUGUGUGUGUGUGUCUGUGUGUGUGCGGGUGAGUGUGUGUGGGGGUGGGUAUGUAUGUGUGUGUGUGGGUAGGGGUAGGUAGAGGUGGAUGGAGUGGAGUCGGUGUGUGUUUAUAUUUUAGAAAAAAUUUGGAAUUAAAAAAAUGUGGAAAACAAUGACACAAAUCUUCUUCUUCGUUCUCCACCAAACCUCUCUGUUGCGACACCGCCUCCGCCAAAGCCUCCGUCGGUGAGUUGCAGGAUCCGUCGGUGGGUUGCUGAUGUUGCAGUACUUCCACCGCUUCUCAUCCAACCCUUCUCUUUGUUUCUUCUUCGUAUGUCUGACCAUCGGAAGCCACCACCUGUGUCGACGAUGAUUGAAAGAGUCCUUGAUGUUGUCACUUGAUGGAGGGGGAGCGGUUUCUUCUGGAAGCAUAACAUGAGUAAUUAAUAUUUUGGGCUGCAUCAACAACCUCCACGUGUAUUGCAAGAACUUUCAUGGAUGAAAUUGCUUACAGAGUACAAUCAUUGCUUUAUUGGAUAUUUGGAACGAGGAUUGUUUUGUAUGUCAAUGAUAUUGCUAUGAUUAGGUUGUUCUACCGGGAAAAUAGAGACAACACCGGUCUGUUCCUCCGAUUCAGCUCAUGCCAACCAUUCCUCCAGAUGACAUUUUUAUUGUUAAUGAAAUCGAAGAAGACGGUGGAGGGAUGGGGUAAGUAUGAAGAUGUUCUUUCUGUAUUUAUUGUAGAUUGCAUUGCACUUUCAUUUAAAACUACGUGGAUAUAAGAUUGUAUUUUCAUUGUUUUCGAAAACUUAUUCAAAUAUAGCAUUGUACUUAUUUUGGUAGCAUGAUCUAUCAUUACAUUUCCAUUCAUCCGAUUGAUGGAAAAUUACACAGAAUAGCAACAUACUUUAAUUUGGAUACCAAUUUAUGUAAUGUACUUCAUUAUUUGUCUCAGAAAACGAACACAUUCCGCCUCGCGCAACGCGCGGAUAACCCCUCUAGUUCUUUUUAGUUAUUUAGUUGUAAACUAAUAAUCUAAUCAAAGUUAAAAAUCAAUAUAAUAGUUUAAUAAACAUCAAAAUUAAA